Ictalurus punctatus (channel catfish) is the source of this 2559-nucleotide messenger RNA. RefSeq names its product calcipressin-3. The transcript is spliced from 4 exons. The record is from RefSeq and is a predicted model, not a curated record. Gene Ontology annotation, biological process: calcium-mediated signaling. NCBI's taxonomy places the organism in Eukaryota, Metazoa, Chordata, Actinopteri, Siluriformes, Ictaluridae. Gene Ontology annotation, molecular function: calcium-dependent protein serine/threonine phosphatase regulator activity; nucleic acid binding. Bases 196 to 783 code for a protein of 195 amino acids. Gene Ontology annotation, cellular component: cytoplasm; nucleus.
UUGAGUCAGCGCGUGCUCAGGUCUCUUCAGUAGCGCAUCUCAGGUGAACCCAGUGAACGCAGCACACAGAGAGCGGUGCACAUUUAUAUUCAGUCUGACUCGGAAAGGAACGAGAGAGGAAUAAAAUCAGAUCUGCUUAAUAAUAAUAAUAAUAAUAAUAAUAAAACAUCACAUUGUUGAUCGUUUUAAAAGGGAAUGCCAUCGAUCGAUAUGAAAGUGGAACUGGUGACGCUCAUCGCGUGCGACGUGGAUUCUGAGGUGUUCACGUCCGACAAAAUGCAGGAGCGUUUCGAGUCACUGUUUCGGAUCUACGAUGAGCAAACAUCCUUCCAGAUGUUUAAGAGUUUCCGGAGAGUGCGGAUCAGCUUCAGCACGCCAGAGGCCGCUGCGCGUGCUCGCAUCGAGCUGCACGAGUCUGAAUUCAACGGCUCCAAACUCAAACUUUAUUUCGCACAGGUGCAGAACUCGGGUGAGGAUGUGGAUAAGGCAUAUCUGGCCCCACCCCAACCUGUGAAGCAGUUCCUCAUCUCUCCGCCCUCUUCCCCACCUGUGGGAUGGAGCCAAAGCGAAGAUGCCACCCCCGUCAUCAAUUAUGACCUUCUGUGUGCCGUGGCCAAACUGGGCCCAGGUGAGAAAUAUGAGCUGCACGCAGGUACGGAUUCCACUCCCAGCGUGGUCGUGCACGUCUGCGAGAGCGAGACGGAGGAGGACGACGAGGCCCGGCCCAAGAUGAAAAUCGUCCAGACACGACGUCCCGACAGCCCUCCGAAAGUCUACAACUAAACCUGCCUCUCUGCACGUUUCCUUUGUCUAAAUCUCUUUCUCUCUCUCUCUCUCAUAUGGAGGCAAAGACACCCUUCAUUUCAGCUCUAAUUUAAAAAAAAAAAAAAAAAAACACUUCUAAAAUCGAAAAGAAAUUUAGAGUGGAGAGCGUUUCUCGCUCGCGAUGGGAAAGGACCGAGUUAGUCUUGACUGGAAGAACUGACACAGACACGUCACUGUCUCACAGAAAGGCAAAGUUAGCAUGGAAGGGUGGGGGUGGGGUGGGUUGGAGGGUGGAUGGUUAAGAAACCUCCUGCAAUCAGAGCACUUUUCAUUCGCACACUCAUGUAGUCUCAAAAUAGUAUAGCAUUAGAGGAUCAGUAGAUAUCUAAAUGUAUCUAAAUGUAGUAGUAGGUGCUGAAGUAGUGGUUUCAUAUCAGGCUUUAUUUCUAGCAUUCAGUAACUGAUCAUGGAGGAGUAACACGAACGGAAACAACGGUUUUCCUUUUUUGCAGAUUUUGACUCGUCACAUAUCAGGUGAUGUGUAGGGUUUAUACAGUCCACGUGAUCCAGAUGUGUGUGUGUUAGUGAUGCAUUAAGCUGCAGAGAGAAAGUGAGAAGUUAAUUGUACACACACCAACUGCUGGUUGCUGUCUUCUGAAAGGGUUGGAAUUUUUUUUUUUUUUUUUUUACUUAUAAACUUGGAAAUGUUUGUUUACUAAACUAUAUGUGUGUUGUUGUGAUUAAUAUUGUUCUUAACAUGUAUUUGAUACCAGAAGCAUUCUUUGCAUGUUAACUGCUAUAGCUGAACACAGAGUGUUUUAUACUGAACGACAGAAAUCAAACGAUCCUGACGUUAGCCUUCAAUACAUAUCCUGCUGCUGCUCGGGAGUCUAGAAGGCUGUAAAGGCAUUACGAUCGGAGCGUUUGUCUGUAUAUCUGUAGUAUAGUUGUCGUUUUAUUUUAGUUUUUUGGGGUUUUUUUUUUUUUUUUUUUUUAGAGAUAGCAGCUUCCUGCUGUGAAUUACAGAGGAGGAAAUCGUUUAUGCAUUUUAAUUUUCAGUUCUUCGAGUCUAGUCUCAGCACGGUGCUUUCCGUCUGUUUCUGCUCAGCUUGCUUGGUGUUUUUGUGAAAUCAGAGAAUUAAACCCGUUGGGAUUUUGUCAUUUAUAAAGAAAAACGCAUAAACUCUCAACCGACGAAAGUCGUCACAUGAAAUGCCUUUUAACUUAUGAAAUAAGGUGUCAUGUGAUUAACAUUUUGUGACGUAAAAAGAGCGGUGGAAAAGCAACGUGGAAAAGAAUUCGUUCGGUAUGGGAAUUGUCAUUUUGACUUACAGGUGCUUAGGACACAAUGGCUUGUUUAAAUCCUGUAAGGUAAUCCUACGAAGGGUUCAUUUUGCUCAGCAUGUCCUCCAUUUGUGCUGUUGAGGCACACACACGUUUUGCACGCCGCAGCCAGUUGCAACAGCAGAACGUACGCUCUUUCAUAUGAUAGUUUCAACAUAAACGGCUGCCAUGGAAAAAAAUAAUAAUAAUAAAUUAUAAUAAUAAUAAGCCUUACGUUGUAUAUCUUAAACUUUCCAUCAACCCCCUAAAAGAUGCGACGUUCAUUAUAAAUAAAAUUCAAACUGGACAAUGUAAAAGAACACUUAUACGUUUUUGUUUUCUUUGCAUUCUAUUAGGAUGAUUUCUUCAUGUAAAUAGUUAUAUCACAUCACUCUUCAUGGACAACUCACGGAAAUAGGUUUCUGUAGCAGGGUGUAUUUAAAAGUAAGGGAUUAUAAUACAAAAAAUUUG